AUGACAGGAGAAGGGCGAGGAUUUGAGAUAGCUCAAGGCCGUUUGGGUCCUGGGCGAAUUCACAACUGCAUGCGUUCAAUUGGAUUAGCAGAACGAUCACUCGAACUUAUGGUUCAGCGGUCUUUAGAGAGAGUGGCCUUUGGAAAGCGUUUGGCCGAAAAGGUUUGUAGUAGAAGGUUCAAGGUCCUGUUACACGACUGAAUCUGUUAGCCAAAGAUGGCAAUUGGAUCCUACUGGUAGCUAAAACUAGUACGCCGGACGAUAACGUUGAUAAGUUUAAGCAGGCGUUUCAAAGUGUUGCCAACGAGGCUUAGGGACUAGUCAAGGCCACAAGUAGUAAUACCACUUACCUCAAUAGAUUACACUCGUGAUAAGGAACCUGUCGUAUGGGAGUCUUGUCAUGUAUUGUAGUUACUAAAAGUGUUGUACCACUGAUGAUUCUUUAGGGAAUGGUACAGGAGCAGAUCGCUCUGUCAAGAAUUGAAAUUGAACAGGCCAGACUGCUUGUCCUUAAGGCGGCACACACCAUCGAUUGCCAUGGAAACAAGGCUGCAAGAAAACAGGUGGGUAUGUCCGAGUCAGCAGUAUUGGGAGCACACGGCAACCAGGGCUGUCGGGAAUGUCACACGUGUGUUACCCCUUUAUAGUUCUAGUCAACAGUUUAGUGUGACUUAAGUUAGUGACCAUGCCGAAUUGAUCUUCCUCAGUUGUUGCAACGUGCGUUCGUCGUUGGGAGCUUAAGCAACGACGACGGCGACGAGAACGGCAAAUAAAUAAUAAUAAAAAAGAUUUAUAGGGUUUCGCACGGGUCAUGGAAAACCUGGAAAGUCAUGGAAUUAAAGCAUUUCAUUUUCAAGGCCUGGAAAGGCAUGGAAUUUAAUUGUCGGUCCUUGAGAGUCGUGGAAAAUAAAAGUUUUUGUUUGAUAGAUUAGUUACUGCCGAUGACAAGACAAGGACAAUAUAAAAUAGAGAGAAGUGAUUGAACAGCACGAACGGCAGGCAUUUUGGUGGACACCAGAGUUUGUGUCUGUUGAACUGUUUAAGGUCCAGAAAUAUCAUAAAACAAAGAAAGUCCUAAAAAGGUUUGAAAGUGACAGCUAAACCUAAGAUCUUGCCGGAAAAGUUUUGAAAGGUCAUGGAAAAAGUCAUGGAAUUUGAAUUGCUCAAAAGAGUACGAAACCCUGGGUUUAUAAUUGGAUUUGAAAAACAACAUUUUUGCACGUGCAUCACGCUUUUUUGUACAUUUCUUUGCCGCCGCUACACGGCCACAACCGGUGAAAGUGCCUAAUUUCAUUUUGUCCAGGACGUGAACGAAGACAACGACUUUCUUGUACUUUUCCUGAACUUUGAUGUAGUGUUUUAGAAUUCAACUCCAGAAUUUUUGCAAACAUUUGACGAAUUGAACGAGUUGGAAUAAGCGCGAUAAAGUUUGAAGCAGCGCGAAUUCACGUUUGUAGUGACGCUUUCGUAGACCUCGCCGUACGUCGUUGUCGCGUAAGCUCCCUAAUGUUCUCUAUCUCAACCUGAAGUUUUUCUGGCGGCUCUGUGUGAAAGAAAGUACGGAGCUGUGAACACGAAUGAAACAGCUGAACCUUUUCUUGUAUAUACCUCUUUUUUGGUAAUUAGGUAGUGUACUGUUAUAGCAAGAUUAGUUUGAUGGCGAAAAUUUCAGUAGUGAUCUGUCUUGCCAUGACAAAUGAUAUUGAAUUUGCUCACUUGGUGAACCUACCAAAUUCCAGCGGAGAAUUGGUUCAAAAAGAGUGGCACAAGACUGUUUUACAUCGAUUGAGAACUUCACUGUUUAACUCUUGCAGAUUGCUAUGGCAAAGAUCGCAGUUCCUCGCAUGGCCUGUAACGUUAUUGACCGAGCGAUUCAGGUGCAUGGUGGGAAGGGAGUAUCCCAGGAUACACCGCUGGCUUAUUUCUAUACAGGAGCUCGGAGUCUUCGCAUUGCUGAUGGACCGGAUGAGGUUCAUUUGGAGGCAGUGGCUAAACUUGAGCUGAAGGAAGCACUCAAGUCCAAGAUGUAA
Messenger RNA from Porites lobata, 2030 nucleotides. NCBI's taxonomy places the organism in Eukaryota, Metazoa, Cnidaria, Anthozoa, Scleractinia, Poritidae. The record is from the annotation of a GenBank genome assembly.